This is a messenger RNA of Linum tenue, 1584 nucleotides long. NCBI's taxonomy places the organism in Eukaryota, Viridiplantae, Streptophyta, Magnoliopsida, Malpighiales, Linaceae. The record is from the annotation of a GenBank genome assembly.
AGUUAUUGUUGGCGGCUUUCCGUCAAUGCUCUUUCAACGGCGGGCGUAACACGAAAUUCUAAACUAGUAUAACGAACAUUCUUGCUGUUAUGAAUGCGCGCGAAAUUCCCCAACGAGAAAAACGUUUAGGAUGAGCUCAAGCGCGUUUCUCCACGCGGCAACACUCUCCCACCUCGCCGCCACUCGCGUCUCCGUCUCUCCGUCCUCCCCUACGUCAUCUUCCGCCGCCGUCACCGCUGCUCCGGCCGCCGCUUUAUCUUCCAUGGCUGCCUCCGCGAGAAUCGCCGUCGUCGGAGACGUGCAUGAUCAAUGGAAUCUAGAGGAAGAUACGAAGGCACUUCAAUUCUUACGGUGCAGCCGGAUCUGGUCCUAUUCACAGGUGAUUUCGGGAAUGAGAACGUUGAACUCGUCCAGAGUAUCGCAGAUCUUCAGUUCCCCAAAGCAGCUAUAUUGGGGAAUCAUGAUUCCUGGACUACCCAACAGUUUUCUUUAAAGAAAAAAGAUCGCAUCCAACUUCAGCUGGAAAGGUGAGCUCAGCUUGUUAUCUCUGGUGCUUCUAGAUUCGUUGAUGAGCAUUUUCAAUUGCUUCAGAUUUGUUCUGUCUAUCAGGUGCUAAAUGACCUUUCUGUACCUUCCCUUUGCCGCAAUCAGUCUCGGUGAUGAGCAUGUAGGGUACAGUCGUCUGGAUUUUUCAGAACUGAAGAUCAGUGUCGUUGGUGGACGUCCAUUUUCUUGUGGCGGUGAUUAUCUGUACCGGAAAAAGCUCUUGUCUGCAAGAUAUGGCGUCCAAGACAUGGAAGGAAGUGCCAGGAGAAUAUACAACGUUGCUUUGGGUACUCCAGAAGACAAUUUGGUUAUUCUUCUCGCACAUAAUGGACCCACAGGUCUCGGCUCUAAUCUAAACGACAUUUGUGGGAAAGAUUGGUCGGUUGGUGGUGGUGACCAUGGUGAUCCAGAUCUAGCACAAGCCCUGUCCCGCCUAAAAGAUUCCUCGAACUUACACAUCCCUUUGAUUGUCUUCGGUCACAUGCACAAACAGCUGGCAUAUCGCGCUGGUCUUCGAAAGAUGAUCGUAGUUGGUCACGACGACACCAUCUACCUGAACGGUGCCAUCGUGCCUAGAGUGAAACCUGUGAACCGUGAACCACGAGCUACCCAGGAAAGCGAAGGCACGCUGCGAGCCUUUACUUUAGUCGAAAUCGUGGAGGGUAGAGUGGAGAAGAUUGCAGAAACUUGGGUCUCGGUUGCGAGAGAUGGUGGCACGGCUAUGGCAGAGGAGCUCGUGUUGUUCGACGGCAAGCCAUUAAGGUGAAUUCCAGAGCUUCUUUUGACUGUGAGCUCCAUUGUUGUUAUGAUUUAUCUGCUUGACUUGUAUCAACAAUUAGAGGGUCCUUAUUGCUGUUUGUCGUAAGGUAGAUAUAUUACGAAACCCAGAAUAGUGAGAAGGUGAGCUGUCAAUCAUCGGUAUUGUCUCUGUAGUUGACAACAUACAUUGGUGCGAUGCACGUUAAUGUGAUUUGAUCAUGGAGGGUGAUGGCGCAAGAACACUAAAAGUCAGCCUGCUAAGAAAUAAGAAAACUUGAU